AUGGGUGGCAUCACUGUCCUCCACAUAGCAGAUUGGGGUUCAAGUCCCCUCUCUGGCAAGCACUACCCCAAUAAGAGUCCUCCUAAUGCCACAUUCUCCUACAUCUAUGUUGCUGAUUGGAGGAGCAGCACUGAUCUACAAACUGAGAAACCACAUGACACAGGAUGUUGGGGUUUGGCUGCAUGGCAGGGGCAGAGUAGGACAACUCUACAGGAGUGCACCAAGGAGACACAGUUCCUAGAGAGGACUAGAGGGUGCCUGCUGCUGAAGAGUGAGUGGACAUCCCUCCAGCAUGGCCAGGACUCCACGAGACCUAAGGAGUUUGUUCAGGGUAUGUGGAUGAAGAUCCUUCAGUUCAAGAUGAUCAUCUCCACCCUCUACCUGAUCUCAGAAAAAUCAACUGCGCUACCAGAAAGUCCAAGCACAGCUGUGGAUCAGACUACAGCUACAACCUACUGGACCACAUCAACAGCAGCACUGCCAGCAGCAGAAACAUCUGCUCAACAUCUCCGAUCCUCUGUCAUCAUCACUGUAUUUGUCUGUGUGGCUCUGUUGCUGACUGGAGGAUCAGCACUGAUCAUCCACAAACUGAGGAACCACAGGAUACAGGACUCCGCCUCGACUGGCCAGAGAACAGAGAAGUAUAAAGAGGGUGUUUACAUCACCAUGGGUCCAGUCCAGAAGAGCCUACACCCCAAAAGCAACAUACUAGAUUUAGUUUAUGAGGAUCCUGAUCGAAACACUAACCAAAAAGAUUUUAUCUAUGAGACCAUGGUCCAUAACUCCAACCAAUCAGAUUCCAUUUAUGAUAAUGUAAACAUGAACAGCAGUGUAUUGGGGGGUAUUUCACAAAGCAAGGUUCCUCAGUUAUAAUGUAAUAAGAAACGGAUAA
Pygocentrus nattereri (red-bellied piranha) is the source of this 892-nucleotide messenger RNA. RefSeq lists its product as uncharacterized. The record is from RefSeq and is a predicted model, not a curated record. NCBI's taxonomy places the organism in Eukaryota, Metazoa, Chordata, Actinopteri, Characiformes, Serrasalmidae. The transcript is spliced from 8 exons. The coding region runs from base 1 to 873 and encodes 290 amino acids.